Messenger RNA from Candida dubliniensis CD36, 2310 nucleotides. RefSeq names its product 5-methyltetrahydropteroyltriglutamate-homocysteine S-methyltransferase (gene MET6). The coding region runs from base 1 to 2310 and encodes 769 amino acids. Lineage: Eukaryota; Fungi; Ascomycota; Pichiomycetes; Serinales; Debaryomycetaceae. Gene Ontology annotation, molecular function: zinc ion binding; 5-methyltetrahydropteroyltriglutamate-homocysteine S-methyltransferase activity. The transcript has a single exon. The record is from RefSeq and is a predicted model, not a curated record.
AUGGUUCAAUCUUCUGUAUUAGGUUUCCCACGUAUUGGUGGUCAAAGAGAAUUAAAAAAAAUCACUGAAGCUUAUUGGUCUGGUAAAGCUACCGUUGAAGAAUUGUUAGCUAAAGGUAAAGAAUUGAGAGAAAAUAAUUGGAAAUUACAACAAAAAGCUGGUGUUGAUAUUAUUCCAUCUAAUGAUUUCUCCUAUUAUGAUCAAGUUUUAGAUCUUUCUUUAUUAUUUAAUGCUAUUCCAGAAAGAUACACCAAAUUUGAUUUGGCUCCAAUUGAUGUUUUAUUUGCCAUGGGUAGAGGUUUACAAAAAAAAGCUACUGAAACUCAAGCUGCUGUUGAUGUUACUGCUUUAGAAAUGGUUAAAUGGUUUGAUUCUAAUUAUCAUUAUGUUAGACCAACAUUUUCUCAUUCUACUGAAUUUAAAUUAAACACUGAUGCUGGUAUUAAACCCGUUGAUGAAUUCAAUGAAGCUAAAGCUUUAGGUAUUCAAACUAGACCAGUUAUUUUGGGUCCAAUUUCUUAUUUAUAUUUAGGUAAAGCUGAUAAAGAUUCCCUUGAUUUGGAACCAAUUUCUUUAUUACCAAAAAUCUUGCCAGUUUAUAAAGAAUUGUUGCAAAAAUUGAAAGAAGCUGGUGCUGAACAAGUUCAAAUUGAUGAACCAGUAUUGGUUUUGGAUUUACCAGAAAUUGUUCAAUCUAAAUUUAAAGAAGCUUAUGACGCUUUGGUUGGUUCUAAUGAUGAUAUUCCAGAAUUAAUCUUGACUACUUAUUUUGGUGAUGUUAGACCAAACUUGAAAGCCAUUGAAAACUUGCCAGUUUCUGGAUUCCAUUUUGAUUUUGUCAGAGUUCCAGAUCAAUUGGAUCAAGUUGCUUCUAUUUUGAAAAAUGAUCAAACUUUAUCUGUUGGUGUUGUCGAUGGUAGAAACAUUUGGAAAACUGAUUUUGCCAAGGCUUCCUCAGUGGUUCAAAAAGCUAUUGAAAAAGUUGGUAAAGACAAAGUUGUUGUUGCUACUUCAUCUUCAUUGUUACACACUCCAGUUGAUUUGGAAUCGGAAACUAAAUUAGAUGGUGUUAUUAAAGACUGGUUUUCUUUUGCUACCCAAAAAUUGGAUGAAGUUGUUGUUAUUGCCAAAAAUGUUUCUGGUGAAGAUGUUUCUAAAGAAUUACAAGCUAAUGCUACUUCCAUUAAAGCUAGAUCUGAAUCUUCUAUCACCAAUGAUCCAAAAGUUCAAGAAAGAUUAACUACCAUCAAUGAAGCUUUGGCAACUAGAAAAGCUGCUUUCCCAGAAAGAUUAACUGAACAAAAGGCUAAAUAUAAUUUGCCAUUGUUCCCAACCACCACCAUUGGUUCUUUCCCACAAACUAAAGAUAUUAGAAUCAAUAGAAAUAAAUUUGCUAAAGGUCAAAUUACUGCUGAAGAAUACGAAACUUUUAUUAACAAAGAAAUUGAAACUGUUGUUAGAUUUCAAGAAGAAAUUGGUUUGGAUGUUUUAGUCCAUGGUGAACCAGAAAGAAAUGAUAUGGUUCAAUAUUUUGGUGAACAAUUGAAUGGAUUUGCUUUCACCACUAAUGGUUGGGUUCAAUCUUAUGGUUCUAGAUAUGUUAGACCACCAAUUAUUGUUGGUGAUGUUUCUAGACCAAAAGCUAUGACAGUUAAAGAAUCUGUUUAUGCUCAAUCUAUUACUUCUAAACCAAUGAAAGGUAUGUUGACUGGUCCAGUUACCAUUUUGAGAUGGUCAUUCCCAAGAGAUGAUGUUUCUGGUAAGAUUCAAGCUUUACAAUUAGGUUUAGCUUUAAGAGAUGAAGUCAAUGAUUUGGAAAGUGCAGGUAUUACUGUUAUUCAAGUUGAUGAACCAGCUAUUAGAGAAGGUUUACCAUUAAGAGCUGGUAAAGAAAGAUCUGAUUAUUUGAAUUGGGCUGCUCAAUCAUUUAGAGUUGCCACUUCUGGUGUUGAAAAUUCUACUCAAAUUCAUUCCCAUUUCUGUUAUUCAGAUUUAGAUCCAAAUCAUAUUAAAGCUUUAGAUGCUGAUGUUGUUUCUAUUGAAUUUUCUAAAAAAGAUGAUCCAAAUUAUAUUCAAGAAUUCUCUGAAUAUCCUAAUCAUAUUGGUUUAGGUUUAUUUGAUAUCCAUUCACCAAGAAUUCCAUCUAAACAAGAAUUUGUUUCUAGAAUUGAAGAAAUCUUGAAAGUUUAUCCAGCUUCUAAAUUUUGGGUUAACCCAGAUUGUGGUUUGAAAACUAGAGGUUGGCCAGAAGUUAAAGAAUCAUUGACUAAUAUGGUUGAUGCUGCUAAAGAAUUCAGAGCUAAAUACUAA